AUGGGCUGUCAGGCACGAGGGGCUAUCUGGAGUGAUGAUGCCUGGGUGUACGACCCCCCUGCUCCCUUCGUCCCUUCUUUACCCCAUCAGCCCAAGCUGGCUGACUUUGGCCUCUCCCGCAUGCUGGAAGGAGGGCAAGCGAGUUUCUUCACACAUGGGUUGUCAGGCACGAGGGGCUAUCUGGAUCCUGAGUUCAUUACCACACACCGGGCCUCCACCAAGACAGACGUUUACAGACAGACGUUUACAGGUCAGUGGACCUUGCCUCGUGUUACGGGUCAGUUGGCCCUCAUGCCUAGUCCUGUCGAACUACUGCUCUCAGACACGAGGGGCUACCUGGAUCCUGAGUUCAUCACCACGCACCAUUCCUCCACCAAGACAGACGUGUACAGCUUCGGUGUGGUUCUCCUAGAGCUGCUCACAGGCCAGCGCCCCUUGCUCUACAUCUCACCCCCCGCCCUUGCUGCUGUGCCACAGCCAGCUCACGCUUCUGUAGCGGCAUUAGCAGCAGCAGCAGGAGCAUCAGAACAAGCAGCAGCAGCAGCAGCAGCAGCAAAGGCACCAGCUGCAGUAGAAUCUGCAGCAGUUGAAGCAGCAGUGGAACGAGAAGCAGCAAAAGCAGAACAUGACACCACAGAGCAGUGCAGCCAGAAAUGCACGACCCAGGGCCCUACAAACCCAUGCACUGACGCAGAGCCACCCGGGUUACCAUCAGGGGAGGACCAUUCAGCAAUAGCCGCUGCCCAUACCACCCCCACACCUUCAUGCAAAACAAGCUCUGCUGCAGUACCUGCCGCUCUCCCCUGCAACAACAUCUCUGCAGCAGCAGCGCAGAAUAUCUCCUGGCCUCAAGAAACAUGCCAAGCAGUCUCAGAAACCGUAUCUGCUGAGGAUCAAAUCUCUCGAAUCCCAGUGGAUGCACAUGCAGGAGCAGCUUCCACGAAGCUUCUUGAAGAUCCUUCUCUGGGUGCUUCCAGUAUCCAUUCCUUCGGUGUUACAACUCUUGCUGACUGGGCUCGCCGCAUGCUCUCCCAUGGCCACCUGGCAGAUAUUGUCGAUCCCCGCAUGCCACGUCAGCCGCCCGAUUUUCCACCUCAGUUGGCUGAGUUUGCUGACGUGGCAGUGUCGUGCACGGACCCGAUUGGUUACCGCAGGCCUGCUCACUUCAUUAUCAGCCACAGCACCGUCUUCUGA
Molecule: messenger RNA, 1194 nt
Organism: Closterium sp. NIES-65
Lineage: Eukaryota; Viridiplantae; Streptophyta; Zygnematophyceae; Desmidiales; Closteriaceae
Source: the annotation of a GenBank genome assembly